CGCAUGGACGUUUUACUUCUCGUUGAUGAGGAUCCGUUCGUUUCCCGGACAGAACGACUAGCGAACUUGUAUUCACUAAUUAGAUCAGUGGAGAGGCUUGAGACGGCAUAUGUAAAUAGUGCCGCUCAUGCUGGCGCAUAUGAAGCCGCGUGCUCUGAGCUGAUCACUAAGUACAAAACUUUGCGCAAUGCUCUCGUGGACACUGUGCCAGAUGUGCACCGUUUUAUGCAAGUUGAAGAUUCCCCUCCUGCCAUUUGCUGCAACGCUCACGAUGAUCUACUUUGUGGCGUGACCCUUUUUAUAGGGUGCGCUUCCGUUUUCUGUAUCAGCUCACGCAUUUUAUCGUGGCGGAUCUCCAUGUCCGCUCGUGAUGUGUUCGCGACAGCAAGACACCGCUUGCAGAUAGGGAUGCCGGCUACUGUUGAGCACAGGGUUGUCCAUUUAGGCGAACCGCCUUCGGCAGUGAGUGUUGCCGAAUGCGUCCACAACUACAUUGCUAAGGAUCAAGUUGCCCCAUAUCUCUCAGAUCUUCUCACCAGUCUUUACAAAGUUCGGCAACUCCCGACAGAUUUCUCAGGGACAACAUUUGUCAGACGCUGGACUGUCCAGCUGGAUAAAAUGCGCGCAAGUGAUGAGCUUGGGGAAGAUGAGAUUAGACAACUACUAUACGAUACUGAGAACUCGUAUAACGCUUUUAUGCGGCUGCUCGGGGGACAUGAGCAACACGUUCUGCAGCAUCAGUCUUGAUGUUGAGAAGUCUUCGGUGUUCUACCAUAUUCAAAUCUGCCCAUGCAAGGGUGUGUAACGCAAAAUUGUGUCAGCGACUUAAUGAAAACUUGAUCCAGGUGGAUUGGUGUAUGAGACCAUGGCUCGUGUUCAUUCAAUUCGGCUUGUUUGAAUCAAGUGGUCCACCUCUCUUAAAGUAAGGUUCGAACGUUGCUUAGUUUCCUUAUGCUGCGUGGGCAUCAUUUUAUCACGUAGCUAGUCUUCGAAUGAAUAAUUAGGAUUCACAGC
Messenger RNA from Micromonas commoda, 1014 nucleotides. RefSeq names its product vacuolar protein sorting-associated protein (gene VPS28). Gene Ontology annotation, cellular component: ESCRT I complex. Gene Ontology annotation, biological process: protein transport to vacuole involved in ubiquitin-dependent protein catabolic process via the multivesicular body sorting pathway. Bases 4 to 747 code for a protein of 247 amino acids. Gene Ontology annotation, molecular function: protein-containing complex binding. The transcript has 3 exons. NCBI's taxonomy places the organism in Eukaryota, Viridiplantae, Chlorophyta, Mamiellophyceae, Mamiellales, Mamiellaceae. The record is from RefSeq and is a predicted model, not a curated record.